Molecule: messenger RNA, 12266 nt
Organism: Macrosteles quadrilineatus (aster leafhopper)
Lineage: Eukaryota; Metazoa; Arthropoda; Insecta; Hemiptera; Cicadellidae
Gene: stan
Product: protocadherin-like wing polarity protein stan
Exons: 59
Coding region: 453-9755 (3100 amino acids)
Biological process (GO): homophilic cell-cell adhesion; cell surface receptor signaling pathway; G protein-coupled receptor signaling pathway
Cellular component (GO): plasma membrane
Molecular function (GO): G protein-coupled receptor activity; calcium ion binding
Source: RefSeq, a predicted model, not a curated record
GACUUUUUGUGUGAUAGUGCUAGUAUUUAACAUUAAAUUAUUUAAUUUGUGACAGUAAGAUCUUGUUUCAAAUACAAAACUACAACAAAUAUCUUUGUUAUAGUGAAAUUAACUUGCUUAGAGUGUUAAUAGUUUGCAUUUUCAUUUUAAUUUUAACUAAUGAAAUGUUUGUAAACAUCCAUAAAGGUUAUAGGCUAUUAAUUGAGUCUUAUGUCUAUUUUAAGUGAUUUUUCAGUUGUGAAAUCUAAAUGAAGAGUUAAUUUUCCCCAAGAAACUACAGUGAUUGUAAUUUUUUAUGAAAUAUUCACAAAAUGAUGUCUAAAACUGAGUUAAGUGCCAGUUGAUUGGCCUAUCUUCCAAUGGGACUAUAGAAGAACAGAUUCAUUUCUGCCUUCAUCAGAACUUUUAGCCUCAACUUAUGUAGCAUUAGAUAUUAUAUUUCAAUUGUGAAGAUGUUUCUUACGUAUAGGCUUUAUUUCUGGCUUAUUCUGAACUCGAUAUUAUUACAAUUAUGCUCUGCAUAUCUCUUGGUUUUGAAUGCUAAAGAUUCCCCUGGCCUAGUCAUUUUUGAUGCUGGAAUCAUAACAAAGCCUGGACAACAACCUAGAAGAUAUGUUAUGAAUUUUCAUCGCAGUGCCUCCUUUGUGAAACACUUUUUACACGUGGAUCACUACACAGGAAGUGUUGUUUUAAAACGUUGGUUGGAAUGUGAUGGCGUGAAAUAUCCUCAUAUUUUUACGGUUUAUAUCGAUUCUCUAUCAAAUAGCACCCUGAAUUAUAUCUCAUUUCCUCUACGAAUUAUUAUUCAAAACUGUGAGGAUAAUGAGUUUGGAGAAAAUGUUGAUGAAACAACACAGAUGCGGGUGGCUGAAGCCAAAAGAUGGCCGAGUGAAACGAUUGCUUCAUUUGCCAUUCUUGGUGGGAGGGAGGAGAUAGAGCUGUUUCCGCGGACGGUGCGUGAGGUGUGUGUGAGACAGAGUCAGCUGAUCACCAAUGUCGCAGACUUGCUACUGCCGCUGACAGUGACUCGGAGCUGCAAGGUCAGCUUUAGACAGCCUGACGACCCUAGGUUCCUCGUAGAGUCUCACGGAGGUGACCUUGUGGCUGCCGAGGACUUUUGUAUCCCCAUCGACCCUCCAUGGACUGUUCAGCUCACCAUAGAGUUUGUUUGUGAAAAGACACCUGCACUCCUAUCACCUGCUAGCCAUACCAUCAAGAUUCACUUCAUACACAGGAAAGAGACAGACAGUUCUAGAGUACGCAGAGAUCUUCAAAACAAGACGCCAGUGUUUGAAAAGGUGCUGUACACGGCUACAGUGGCUGAGGAACAACCUGCUGGUCUGUCUGUGUGUUCAGUCGCUGCUCGGGACCCAUCAGGAGGAGCUUUGACUUACACCAUGGUAUCGUUAUUGGACGCCAGAUCACAAGGAAUGUUCACCAUAGACUCUAAGUCUGGACUUGUAUCCACUCUCACUAGCCUGGACAGAGAGUUGAUGGACAUGCACUAUUUCCGUGUAACGGCAUCAGACAAGUCAUUCCCAGCACACAGUGCGACCACUACGCUGCAAGUGCAUGUUCAGGACACCAACGACCACGCGCCGGUGUUUGAGGCAGAGACGGGAGAGUACACAGCCACUGUGCGAGAGAGUGUACCGGUUGGCUCUACAGUCACAACAGUAAGGGCUACAGACAAGGAUAUGGGCCAUAAUGCAGAGUUGGAGUAUGCUAUAGCCUCUAUCAAUGGAGGUGGCUUGGACAACGCCAGUGGCACAUUCUCCAUAGACAGCCAUUCUGGUGUGUUAACCACUCGUCUGCAGUUAGACAGAGAGCGAACAGAGGUGUACACGUUAGUAGUGACUGCUACAGACCAAGCGCUGCCAGUGAGUGAUCGCAAGUCAUCCAGUGUGACUGUGGUGAUCAGAGUACAGGAUGACAAUGACAACUACCCACAGUUCUCUGAGAGGACCUACUCAGUGUCCGUACCUGAGGAUACUCCUUGGACGCAGAGUCCCGUCAUAGCCACAGUCAAAGCGACAGACGCAGAUGAGGGACAGAAUGCUGCCAUCCGUUACGCCAUCAUCGGAGGCAAUACUCAAGGCCAGUUCUCCAUAGACAGUCAGUCAGGGGAGGUGAGCCUCAUGAAGCCUCUGGACUACGAGGCCAAUCGGAGUUUCCGCAUCAACAUUCGAGCUCAAGACGGAGGCAGUCCAGGCAAGUCCAACACCACUUUACUCCUGGUCAAUGUGAAGGAUGUCAACGACAAUGCUCCUCGCUUCUACACAUCCCUCUUUCAAGAAGCUGUUUCCGAGAGUGUCCCUGUCGGCUACAGCAUUGUGCGGGUACAAGCGUAUGACGCAGACGAAGGCCAGAAUGCAGAGUUGACGUACAGUGUGAGUGGUCGUGACUGGGAGGGGGUCAGCACCAGCGACUUGCCUAUCACUGUGGACAACAAGACUGGCUGGAUACACACUACACGAGCCCUGGACAGGGAGACACACGCCAAGUUUCAGUUGCAGGUAUUAGCAACAGAUGGAGGAUCGCCAUCCAAAACUGCAACAGCCAGUGUGGUGAUCACGGUGCAAGAUGUGAACGAUAAUGACCCGGUGUUCAGCCCCAAACAGUACGAGGCUGUAGUAGCAGAAGACAACCCUCCUGGCACUCCUGUCACCAGUGUCACGGCUACUGACACUGAUGAGAACCCCAGAUUGCAUUAUGAGAUCACCGGAGGCAAUGUUAGAGGAAGAUUUUCUCUGACAACUCAGAAUGGCCGAGGACUGAUCACCGUUGCUCAACCUCUAGACUACAAGCAGGAGAAACGAUUCAUUCUUACUGUGCGUGCGACUGACUCUGGAGGCAGGUUUGACACGGCUACAGUCUAUGUGAAUGUGUCUGAUGCAAACAACUUUGCCCCGGUGUUUGACAACGCUCCCUACACAGCCUCGGUGUUUGAGGACGCUCCUGUCGGGUCUACUGUUCUUAUUGUAGCUGCUUCGGACGGAGAUGUAGGACAGAAUGCUCAGAUCACCUACCUGCUGUCGAGUACGGGAGAUAAUACAGACUUCACCAUCAACUCCCAGACAGGAGCCAUCACAACAACCAAGGCACUCGACCGAGAGACGCAGAGCGGCUACUUGCUGACCGUGACGGCCCGAGACAACGGUAAUCCUCCCUUGAGUGAUUCUACCGAUGUGGAAAUAUCUGUUGCUGAUGUCAACGACAACGUGCCCAAGUUCCUCAAGCCUGCGUAUAGCGGCAGUGUGUCAGAGGACGCUUUGGUCGGAACGAGUGUCUUGCAGGUGACUGCAGUGGACGACGACACAGGAUUGAAUGGGCGAGUACGAUAUGCACUGGGAGGAUCCGGCAGUGUGGAGGCAUUUGUAAUCGAUCCAAUCAGUGGAGUCAUCCGCACAGCUAAGACACUGGACAGAGAAAGCAUUGCACAGUACGAGCUAGAGGUGCUGGCUAUAGACCGGGGCACUCCCCAGCUGUCAGGCUCUGUGAUGGUGACUAUUCGUCUGGAGGAUGUCAAUGACUCUCCGCCAGCUUUUGAGAGUGACAAGCUGACAUUAUACAUUGCAGAGAACUCUCCUGUCGGCUCCACUGUGGGCGAACUCUACGCCAAGGAUCCUGACGAGGGACAGAAUGCUUUUGUCCAGUAUUCCAUCAUUGGUGGAGAGGACUCUGACAGCUUCUCGCUGGUGCGACGACCAGGCUCCGACAAGGCUGAACUCCUCACAAUGGUAGAACUGGACUACGAAAGUCCUCGGAAACGGUUUGUACUGGUAGUCAGAGCAGCUUCACCACCACUCCGGAGUGAUGUCAAUGUUGAAAUACUAGUAACUGACGUCAAUGACAACGCGCCUCGACUCAAGGACUUUCAGAUAAUCUUUAACAAUUUCCGAGAUUGUUUCCCCGCUGGUCCCUUUGGGAGGAUUCCUGCUGUAGAUGACGACGUUUCCGACAAGCUGUUGUAUCGCAUCUUGUCAGGCAACAACGCCAACCUAGUGUCACUGAAUGACUCCACGGGACAACUGAGUCUCUCGCCCCAACUCAACACUAAUGUACCCAAACUGGCCAGCAUGGAGGUGUCUGUCUCAGAUGGUGUAAAUGAAGUGAAGGCAAUGAUGCAGCUCUCUGUGAGAUUGGUAACAGAUGAGAUGUUGUUCAGUUCAGUCACUGUGAGGUUGGCGGACAUGACUGAACAAGCAUUUCUGUCUCCUCUGCUCGGCUUCUUUCUGGAAGGAUUGGCUGCUAUCAUACCAUGCCCCAAAGAAAACGUCUUUAUAUUCAGUGUGCAGGAUGACACUGAUGUGAACGCUCGUAUCCUCAAUGUGAGCUUCUCAGCCAAGCAGCCUGAUGGUCAGUUCUAUUCUCCACAGUUUCUGCAGGAAAGAGUUUACCUCAACAGAGCUGUCCUUGCAAGGAUUGCCACUGUACAGGUUCUCCCUUUUGACGAUAACCUGUGUGUACGUGAACCCUGCCUCAACUUUGAGAACUGCUUGACUGUACUCAAGUUUGGCAAUGCGUCCGGUUUCAUCAGUAGCGACUCUGUACUGUUUCGUCCCAUAUAUCCAGUUACUACGUUUGCCUGCCAAUGUCCAGCUGGUUUUACAGGAAGCAGAGAGCACUAUUUGUGUGAUACAGAAGUCAACCUGUGCUACUCCAACCCUUGCCAGAACCACGGCACAUGCAGACGCAAAGAGGGUGGCUACACUUGCGUCUGUGUCUCAGGUUUCACUGGGAUCAACUGUGAGAUAGACCUGUCAUUAGACACUUGUCACCCCGGCAUCUGCCACUCAGGCUCCACCUGCUCUCCGCUGGUCAAGGGAGGGUUUGUCUGUGAUGACUGCGCUCCUAGUGGCACGUUCGAACACUACGAUCGUCUCUGUCAGCUGAGAGGAAGGGGUUUUCCCAGAGAAUCCUUUCUGACUUUUCCCGCUCUCCGACAACGCCACCGACUACACAUUGCACUGAAGUUUGCCACCCUGGAGGACAGUGGGCUUCUGCUGUACAACGGAAGGUACAAUGAGCGUCAUGACUUCAUCGCUCUAGAGGUAACAGAUGAGGGGCGAGGGGUGAUGUUCUCCUUCUCCCUGGGGUCAGACGUGACGAGGGUCGUGGCCAGAGCUAAGACUGCAGUCAACGACGGCCAUUGGCACACGGUCACUGUCGACUACUUCAACAAGAGUGCCACGGUGAGUCUGGAUGAUUGUGACACAACUUUGACCAUCGGACACGGAGAGCAACUUGGUCUGGCGUGCGCCAACUCGUCCACUCAAAUGCUGGAAAGCAGAUGUGCUGUUCUGACUGAGACCUGCCACAGGUUCCUUGAUCUGACAGGUCCGCUGCAGAUAGGGGGUCUGCCUGCUCUUCCUGCGUCCACUACAUUCCAGGUGUCCAGCAAAGAUUUCAUAGGCUGUAUUGCUGACAUUCACAUAGACCAUACUCUGUUGGACCUCAACAGCUAUGUGGCGGACAACGGCACUGUGGUGGGUUGUCCUCAGAGACAGACAUUCUGUGCCUCACACCCUUGCCACAACGGAGGCACUUGCUCAGACGAAUGGAAUACCUUCCACUGUCAGUGUGCCGAGGGGUGGAGCGGCAAGGACUGCAGCAUGGGUAUCCGGCCGGCGUGGCAGUUCCACGGAGACAGCAUGUUGUCAUUCAACCCUCUACUGCGACCAAUACAGCUGCCGUGGCUCACAGCAUUGUCUGUACGCACUCUACAACCCAGCGGACUCCUGAUCAACACACAGAUCGGACAGAACAGCUCGGCAAUACUCUUGGUGGAGGAUGGACACCUGGUGUAUCAGCUGGAUGACGCCAGGGUGACACUGAGAGCUGUGCCAGUAGCAGACGGAGUUUGGCACCGUGUGGAGGUGUUGUGGUCAGUGUCUGGUGUAACACUAUCACUAGACUACGGACUACGCUCAGUCACUCGCAGUCUCAAUGUCAAACUGCAGGGCCUGUAUGUAGGCAAGAUUAUCAUCGGAGGCAGUGAGGACCAGGCUGAGAAAAACACGGGGUUUACUGGAUGUAUACAGGAUGUCCGAGUGGGGACAAGCCACUCUCUGCUAGAGCGAGCCACAGUGAAGGUGAGAGUGACCGACGGCUGCAACGCUGAUGACUCCUGUGUGGACAACUCCUGUCCUCCCAACAGCCACUGUGCCACUCACUGGCAGACCUAUCACUGUCAUUGUCACUCAGGAUUUGUGGGGCCGCAGUGUGUGAACGUUUGUCAGUUGAACCCUUGUCUCAACGAAGGCACCUGUGUUCAGAACAAGGCCUCACUCAAAGGCUACUCUUGCCAUUGCAACUCUACACUCUACUCAGGAGAGUAUUGUGAGACAGUGGUUGACCAGAGUUGUCCUGUCAGUUGGUGGGGACAUCCUGUGUGUGGACCUUGCAACUGUCCUACACACCUGGGCUACAGCCCUGACUGUAACAAGACUACAGGCCAGUGCAGUUGUAAGGAGAACCACUACCAGCCUGAAGACUCAGAAGAGUGUCUGCCGUGCAACUGUUACGCGACAGGAUCGUAUGAUGCAACAUGCGACCCUGUGACAGGCCAGUGCAACUGUCGUAACGGAGUCAUCGGCCGGGCUUGUGAUGCUUGUCCCAACCCUUAUGCUGAAGUCACUCUUAGAGGCUGUGAAGUGGUGUACGACGGGUGUCCACGCAGUUUUGCCCAUGUGUGGUGGCCGAGGACACAGUUUGGCAAGGAGGCAGUGGAAUCUUGUCCAUCAGCAUCACAAGGAAGAGCCUCACGUCUGUGUGACUCUGUGACGGGUACUUGGCUGGCUCCCGACAUAUUCAACUGCACCUCUGAUGCCUUCAUGGACCUCCGGAAACUGCUGAAUCAGCUAGAAACAGGUGACGUGAGCGUGACAACAUUUGUGGCGGUUGGCACUGGUGGUUCGCUCAGCAGGGCUACCAACAACACCAAGCGACUGUACGGAGCCGAUGUCUUGAUAACAGAACAGCUGAUUGAGAGACUCAUCGCACACGAGGCUCUACAGUCUGGACUCAACCUGACCCAUAGCCAGGACAAGGACUAUGUCACUAACCUGGUGAACGCAGCCAGUGCUGUGUUGAGUCCUGAGACUGCAGACAUGUGGGGUCGAGUGCACGAGCUGACCUCAGAGACAGCGGCUGACCUCAUGACCUCAGUGCAGAGUUACCUCGACGUUCUGGCCCUCAGCCAACACGACACUUACACCGACCCCUUCGAGACUGUGGCUCCCAACCUAGUGGUAGGACUAGACACCGUGACACAUGAGAGCUUGUACGGCUAUGAGACUGAUGGCUUGUCUAGAGACACAGCUCCUGGCACAUCAGGACUAGAGACUGAGAAGGUUGUGCUGCCAGACACCUCCCACAUACUCCAGCCUCCUAUACAGUUUGCGGCUCUGACUGCCAAGAAGCCAUCAGUCAGUCCGAUGGUUAUGGUGCCCAAGUACAACAACUACUUACAGAAUCCCCAUAAGUUUGACCCUCACAGCCACGUACUGAUACCCAUCGACCUGCUGGGGAUUAGACCACCACAAAAAGUACGACGGAUGAAAAAUCGAGGGGAGACAAGUGUGAAGUGGAUGCCGAGCAGAGCCGCUGUUGUUGGAUAUGCUGAAUACAGAACUCUGGGCUCGGUGCUGCCACUCACAUACGACCAGACAGUGUUGACUAGGUGGGGAGUGGACCUGGCCCUGGCAGCGCCUAUAGUAACUAUCACUGCUACACCUGCAGUACAAGAUAUGUCGGAGACGUCUCCCCGCAGUUUGUCUGAGAUGGUGCCUCUGCCCUCGCCAAUCAGACUGAGACUGUGGCUACAAGCCCCUGGCAGAGCAGCGGCCAGGGCCAACCCCCAGUGUGUGCGUUGGUCUACUGCUAGAGGGUUUGGAGAGUGGAGCAGAGCUGGUUGCCACACAGAACUACCGGAGGGUGGUUGGGGUAGAGAUGAGCCUGCACUAGUCAACUGUACUUGUCACCAACUCGGCACCUUCACUGUCAUACAAGAUGUGCUGGGUCCUGAGUAUGUGGGAGAAGUGUCUGCCACUGAGAGUCUUGCUACCUGGGUUGGAUUCUGUCUAUCUCUGUGGGCUCUCACCAUGGCCACCUUGAUUCUGGGACUGCUACGAGCAAAGACAAACUCCAGUGCCAUCUACACCAACCAAGCCUUUUGUCUACUUGUCGCAGAGGCGUUGUAUCUUGUUGCACUCAAGGCUCGAGCUUCACUUGUCACUCAUGAGGUGAGCUGCAAGCUCAUAGCCAUGGGGCUGCACUAUGUAUGGCUAGCUGCGCUGUGCUGGUGGCUGGUUGGCUCAAUACAUCUGUAUCGCAUGUUGACUGAGAUAAGAGAUGUCAACCAUGGUCCCAUGAGAGUGUACUACUGCAUUGGUUACUCUCUGCCUGCAGUAGUGGUCGGCCUGGCUGUCGGAGUGAGGGCCGACCAGUACGGUAACAUUGCCUUCUGCUGGUUGUCCCUGUAUGAGUCAGUGAUCUGGAGCCUGCUGGGACCAGGCACAGUAGUAGUGUUUGUCAACCUGGCUGUCCUCAUAUUGUCGCUUAGAGCUGCCUUUACGCUCAAAGAUCACGUCGCUGGAUACGGGAACCUCAGGACGUUGCUGUGGCUGAGUGUAGUGUCACUGCCGCUGGUAGCUGCUGUCUGGUUGUUGUGUCUAGUCUCAGCAAGUGAACAUCAUCCUCUACUCACCUACGCCAUGGCAGUGGUGUUGCCUGUUCAAGCCUGGUUCUUGCUGGGUGGAUACUGCCUUGGCAAUGCCAGGGUGCGAGCUGGGCUGCGUCGUGCCUUCCUGCAGAUGUUGGGACGCAAAGUGCCUCCUCUGCCUGAUGAUGACCCUCCACGACCCAGCUCAAGCCAAACUUCUCAUCCGAGGUCGGCCUUGGCUUAUCGCAACACAGGAGUGAGUGCUACACCGGGCAUCCCUGGGUUUGAGGCUGCGAGGCGUCACCUUGGGAUCUCUACUUCUAGUACAACAUCCCGCUCUACUACCAAGACUGGUAGCAGCCCUUACAGAAGUGACACACAGCUUAGACACACGUCUACCAGCACCAGCAACUACGACCAGUCAGCAUCUGACGUAGGGCCACCCUUCACACGACGCGCCACGGUCACUCAGCACACUUCUGACUCUGAAUCUGAGGCCUCUCUGGAUGGCCGCAGUCUGGAGCUGGCGUCUAGUCACAGUUCUGACGAGGAUGAGUCCGGACAACACCAGCGCAAGAGGACUGCUAGGUCUCCCCCCUCCCCCUCUCCACCAUUCCCUCCUACCAACAUUCCUCUGAGUCCCUCUCUACAGGUACAGCCUCCACCUCAUCUCAAUGUCAUCGCCAACUCUGAACUUUUCCAGCCCAUCUAUGCUCCUCGAUGGGCCCCGCAGCCUUUAGUUGCAGAGCAUAUGGCUGUGGAGGAAGGUUACAUUCCCCACAGAUGGACCAACAUGUCAGCCUCUGACAAUGAAGGUCCGAGGGAACACAAGCUGCUCAACAGCUACUACACUCCGCCUGGCAGUGAGACCGAGGAUAAGGCUGUUACUGACAAGUACCUCUUUCCCUACACUGCCGAGGAGGACCAUGAGCGGGUGUACCCCAGUCUAGGUAUGGUGAGGCCACACCCAGGUUAUAUACCUGACCACAGGCCUUCUACUGCGUCUCCGAGCCCUCUCAUGAUGCAUCACGACUUCCAAUGUCCUGACAUUUCAGAAAAUGAGAGGGAUACUAGUGAAACAAAAGUUUGACACCCAUCAUCACAAAUAUUCUACCAGACUAUUGUACAUUGCAUCCAUUCUUCCUUCCUCUUCAGCUCACCACGGUCACACUUAGCUUGUAUAUCAAUGUUGUAAAAUUUAAUAUGAGGCACAAUCAUAACCACUGUCUUAAGGUUAUUGUGAAUUGUGAGUAUAAAGUAUUUUAUAUAAGCCAUUAAUCAUUAUACUCUUAGCAUUAAAGAAGAGUUGCAAAAAGUAUGAGUUAAACUUUUGUGCCAUAGUUUAAUAUUUAGAUUUAUUGAAAGUGUUAUUCAUAAAAAAUCAAGGAGUGUUGGUAUUUUUUUAAUCAGUAAUUUAUUUAAAAAUAUUGAUUUAUCCUGAUAGUGUUUCAAAACUGUAAUACGAACGUUGUUUGUAAAUGUAAAUGCUAUGAUUAAUAUUAUUGUACGGUUUAGCCUAUAUUUCGCAAUAGUUGACACUCUUAUUUUUUUCUUCAUGACUCCAAAUUGAACUGGUUUCGGAGUAUAUAUAUUAUUAUUAUUGUAUUAUUUUGUACAUAAGACAAAUAUUUGUAGUUUGAUUUAACUACCCUCACUUUGUAAAUACUUUUUAUGUUAUUUACAUUUUGUUAAUGUAAUGUGUGAUUAGCUUUAAAACUGUGUUUAGUAUUUGUUUAGUGAAAAGAGUAAAGAUUUAGAUUAUUAGAGAAAAUCUAACAAGCCUUAGGUAAAAAGUGUUUAGGCCACAUUGGUAAGUUUAUGCAACUAAGAAGUGUAGUCUAGGUUUCCUAUGUACCGAAAUACUUUUGAGUAACUAAUAAGAGGCACAAAUUUUGUUCAAUGAGGAUUAGAAAGAAUUGAGGCCUGACACAUAUUGUUUUUAUAAACUUUUGUGCGAUAUAUAGUUGCACAAGACACUCAUUUAAUAAACCAAUGUUUAAGAUACUUUAUUUAAAAACUGGUUGCAGUUUGGAUUGUUACAAAAACAAAUAUAUCUAGUGGUAAUAUCUGCCAGUACCUAUUAGAAUGCACAAAAUGAUUAGAACUCUUUGGUAGUAGGAAACCAAGAUUUAAUAUAAUGACAAUAUCAUUUGUCUUUUAAGUAAUUGUGAUAGAGAUUCUAAAUUUUAUACUCGGUGUUUAAGAUAAAGUUUUUAAAGUUUAGGCAAUCAAUGUUUUUUUAUAAUUUCUGCCAAAACUAUUUUUGGAAACAUUUAGUCACAAAAUUUAGCAUCGAUGGUUGUUCUAAGUUGUCAGUAUUAAAAUGAUAAUCAAACAUUCCAGAAAAUGUACUUAAUAUAAUCUAAAUGUGUUAUAUUUAUACUGAGAUAUUUAUAUUAGUGAUUUAGAUUUUUAUAUUCUAAUAAUAAAUUUAUCACAAAACAAUUCAUUUGUAUAAGACAGUAUUAGUGUAAAUCUUUAUGGUAGAUUAGUCUUUAUUUCUUAAAUCACUAGACUCUGUAAUGGAGGGGCUUUAAAUUUAGUUGGGUUGAACAAAUACUUCAACAUGAUAUAAAAUCUGGUCCAAUUGCAUUUUUUUACACUUUUUCAUUUCUUAGGGGGAAGGACAGAUAACUGAAGGAGAUAACAAAUUAGAAGGAUUGGAAUAUCAAACCGAAUUACAUAAUUAAAUCCUCUCCCUACUACGAAUUGAGUAGUAAUUAUUACAACGAAUGACAAAGACUUGAACUAGCAUAAAAUAAUUUGGAAAUUUGUGUAAAUACCUGCUUCGUGGCAAUCCUGAGUGUUGCUAGUGUUGCAACUAGUUUCAACUUUCUACUUAGUCAUCUUCAGACAUACAGGAUGUCAUAAGAAGGUCGUCAUUACACACACUGUACAUAAACACACGAACACGGACAUUGAAAUGGUAAAAACGGUACAUUUAAAACCAACAAAAACGAUAACUGCAGUGUGGGAAUGAUGUGUCACGACCCGAUGGAUGCAAAGUCUAGACAUUACACUACACCAUCCGGUUGUGACACAUCAUCUACACCUUCUUAUGAAGUGAUCACCUUUUUUGACAUCCUUGACACCUGAAAAUGACGUAGUAGAAAGUUGAAACUAGUUGCGACACUGGCAACAAUCAUGAUUACCACGAAGCAGGUAUUUAUACAAAUUUCAUAUAUUCAACGUAAUCUGGAGGCUAGAUCAAAGUUCAAAAAUGAAAAUAAUUUUGAUUUAGACCAAUGCAUUAUACAGUACCUUAUUAUUGGGACAAACAUUUUUAUACUUGAAUCAACAUUUUAAAACACUACCCAGUUUAAAGCUUCUCCAUUUUGCCAAAGUACUGUAAUGUGCCUCAGUUCAGUAGGCCUUACCUAGGCUAGGAGUGGACAAAAUUGACAAUUUUUUUUUAGCUAAUUAAAGUCUGUCUCAUUACUCUUCUUAAAAUACCAUACUCAUCAUAGAAAGUGAAAGAAUCAAAACUGUAAUCAUUGUAAAUGGUAAAAAAAAACCUUUGAAAUGUGUCAUUUUACCUAAAAUAUGACUAUGUACAAUUAACUUUUAAUCCAUCCCAUUACUAUACCGGUGUUACAACGAA